Molecule: messenger RNA, 498 nt
Organism: Solanum stenotomum
Lineage: Eukaryota; Viridiplantae; Streptophyta; Magnoliopsida; Solanales; Solanaceae
Product: peroxisomal (S)-2-hydroxyacid oxidase GLO4-like
Exons: 3
Coding region: 241-498 (85 amino acids)
Molecular function (GO): oxidoreductase activity
Source: RefSeq, a predicted model, not a curated record
GUGAAUGAAUUUGAAGAGCUAGCUAGGCAAGCUCUUCCAAAUAUGUACUACGACUUCUUUGCUGGAGGAGCUGAGGACCAGUACACACUCGAAGAAAACAUCGAAGCAUUUCGUAGAAUCAUGUAAGUUUGUAAUUUCUUGCUCUUGAAUUGGCCGUGGACAGAUAUCUAUCACUAUUAACUAAUUUUCAAAAAACUCAGAAUCCGGCCAAGAAUACUUGUUGAUGUGAGCAGAAUAGACAUGUCAACUGUUAUACUUGGUCACAAGACAUCAGCUCCUAUUAUGAUUGCCCCAACUAUGAUGCAUAAAUUUGCACACCCUGAAGGAGAAAUCGCAACAGCUAGAGGCGCUGCAUCAUGUGAUGUUAUCGCGGGAUUGUCAUUUACGUGCAAGGUUGUUCGCUUCAUUCAGACUUUUGUAAGAUAUUAUUCCCAACUCUCAUUAUCUUCAUACGUAAAUACUGAUUUUUCAUGUUUUGCAGCAAAUAGAGAUUUAUAG